AGUAGUACACCGGCUCUGAAGCGAGCGUUUUAUCAAUAUUUGGGCGAUUUAUUGAUUAAAUACCCGACAUAUCUAUUCGCCCGACAAAUGGCCACAACUGUUGGCAAUCGGCAUAACAUAUACUUCUAUGAACUCUCAUAUCAAAGUCAGUUUUGCGCAAAGAUUUUUCAAUGCGAUGACGAGGACUCAGCCAUCGGACACGGAAUGGACAUACCGUGUGUUUUGGGCCAACCAUUCAUUGCUGAAAUGGUAGACUUUUUUGAUGAAACCGAUCGCCAGUUCAGUCGUGAUGUAAUGCGGAUGUGGACUAACUUUGCGAAAUAUGGCAAACCGGACGACAAAUGGCCGCAACUGUUGAGUGAUCCGAAUGUACCGAAAGUGAAAGAUUUAAACCCCGACCCAAACCGACCCCCACUUCACGACCCGUACAGUCAAUGCCUUACAGACUUUUGGAAAUCAUAUUUUUAAUACACAAUGUUAUGAACGUGGU
Molecule: messenger RNA, 490 nt
Organism: Medioppia subpectinata
Lineage: Eukaryota; Metazoa; Arthropoda; Arachnida; Sarcoptiformes; Oppiidae
Source: the annotation of a GenBank genome assembly